AAAAUUUAAAUCGUAUCGCAUCUUCGCGAGAUAGCACACUUUCCGCAAUAUUUAAGUACAUGGUUUAAGUCCACACAAGUGAGGAGAUAAGAAAACUACCACGUCUUUUCAACGGUUCUACAACAAGGCAUUCACAUCCUACAGGCCAUUUUAACAAUCAUGUGGACUCUGUUGGUACUAGUCGCUCAGGUAAUGUGCGUUACAAGCGUGGCUCAUGCGGACGAGACUUCCUCUAUGUCAGCAUUGCUGGAGAGACUGCACGCAUUGGAAGGAAGAGAGCGCGCUCACGAGACGGAGCUUGCGUUUCAUAGAAAGCGUCUAGCCGAGCUGGAAUCCGCGCAGGCGCAGUCAAAGGUUCUUUCAACAUUGCUGGAUCCGGCAGCCCUUAAGAAACGCAUUAUCUACGAGGACGAGACAGUCGCCUUCCACGCGACAUUAGACGGUACACUUGAACACGGUCACGUGAGUCAACAAAUAAUCUUCAACAGCGUCAGCCUCAACAUCGGCGGCGGAUAUGACGCGAAUUCCGGGUCGUUCACGGCGCCAAUGGGCGGUCUUUACAUAAUCUCUACGUCCGUGAUGAGCCUCCACGGGACAGGGGCGGAAAUGCACGCAAUCAUCAUGAAAAACGGCGUGGAAGUUGCGGCGGCGUACGCAAAUGGCAUGGGCGGUUACAAGGAGCAAGGAUCAGUGACCGUUACAGUUCGAUUGGCAAAAGGUGACAUGAUAAAUGUCGCUGUUGGUCGCCAUGACGACUCCGGGGUAUGGGGUGACAAGCUGACAAGCUUUACCGGAUGUUUGAUUUUUCCCAUGUGAUAUUUUGAAAUCGUGAAUUUGCGACUUAAAUUCAUAAUAUCUAAAUAAAUAAUAACCGAAAAGGUUAGAAAUGUA
Molecule: messenger RNA, 891 nt
Organism: Dreissena polymorpha
Lineage: Eukaryota; Metazoa; Mollusca; Bivalvia; Myida; Dreissenidae
Product: complement C1q-like protein 4
Exons: 3
Coding region: 160-816 (218 amino acids)
Molecular function (GO): protein binding
Source: RefSeq, a predicted model, not a curated record